AGGAUUACGGCUGUGCGCGCUGCGAGCAGGAUUAGCGGGGAGGGCAGCGGCUGCGGGAGCAGGGUUGACCGCGUUACGGCUUUCUGUGGUAUUUCUGCGGGGUGUCUGGGACUUUACCUGGCUGCAGCCGGAGUGCCUCGGCCACAGCGAAAGGUCUGAGCGGCGGCUGCUGGGCAGCUCCUGGAGCACAACGAUGGCUUCACCCCGGGCACCUGCAGAGCCCCUCGGCCCGGCGGGCGCCUGAGCCCGGCCCCAGGCUGCUCCCUGCGCUGCGGGAAGAAGGCUUUUCCCUGGGAGAAGGCACCUUAGCGAUGGGCUGAACUUACGGGAGGAACCAGCGCCCGGCCAGGCGGAGAUUGAGGGGCCCGUCGGGAGGCGUGAAGGGCCUGGUUUCAGUAAGGGCAUGGCCAAAGCUUUCUUCAGGCUACAGAAGUUUCUCCGUCGGACCCAGUUUCUGCUCCUCUUCCUCACAGCGGCUUACCUGAUGGCCGGCAGCCUCCUGCUGCUGCAGCGGACCCGCCUCAUUAUCCAGCAAGGCUCUCGUGGGACCUCCGCCAGCCAGGCCCUGGCAUUGCUGGACGGGAUGGCCGGGGCCGGGAUCGUGGACCCGCGCCCCGCUCCCAGGCUGCUGGUGGGCAUGGACGCGCUGCAGGAUGCGGCCCCGGGCCAGCAGCACAGCCCGCGGUGGCUCGUGUCCCGCAACUCCGAGCUCAGGCAGCUGAGACGAAGGUGGUUUCACAGGUUUAUCAGCGACCAGGAGCCCAUGCAGACAGCGGGGUUCAGAGCGAUGAAGCACACUGCUGAACACACAGGUACCUACGUGGGAUGCUUCAGCGAUGAAUCGAGGGAGAGGACGCUGAAGGGAGCUGUGUUUUAUGACUUGAGAAAAAUGACAGUAUCCCACUGUCAGGAAGCUUGUGCCGAGAGGGCUUACACCUACGCGGGGCUGGCGUACGGAGCAGAGUGCUACUGCGGGAACAAGCUCCCCGCGACCGCCUCCAAACCCGAGGAGUGCAACAGCGAGUGCAAGGGGGAGAAGGGCUCGGCCUGCGGAGGGGUGAACCGGCUCUCGGUCUACAGGGUGGAGGAGCUGCGGGCAGGAGCCAGGCGACGAAGGAAUGUUAUCUAUCGAGGAUGUUUUAGAGCUCCAGCAAAUUUAACAGACACCUUUCCAGCCUCUUUGAUACAGCCCAAUUUGACGGUGGAGAUGUGCUCUGAAUUUUGCUCCAAGAAAGAGUUUCCCUUGGCAGUGCUCCGAGCACGGGAGUGCUACUGCGGCUACGCCACCGGGCGCUUCUCGCUGCACAACGGGGCAGAUGCGCUGCUCUGCAGCGGACUGCACAACGCCAGCAGCACGGCCAAGGGACAGUACUGCCUGGUCUAUCAGACCCCAGUGCAAGACACCCGCUGCACCGACAGGAAAUUCUUAACCACCAAAUCCAAAGUGUUUGUUGCUUUGUCGAGCUUUCCUGGGGCUGGGAAUACGUGGGCUCGCCAUUUGAUAGAGCAUGCCACAGGAUACUACACGGGAAGCUAUUACUUCGAUGGAGCCCUGUACAACAAAGGUUUUAAAGGAGAAAAAGACCACUGGAGGAGUAGAAGGACCAUCUGUGUGAAAACACACGAGAGUGGCAAGACAGAGAUUGAAAUGUUCGACUCAGCGAUCCUGCUGAUCCGGAACCCAUACAAGUCUCUGAUGGCGGAGUUCAACAGGAAGUAUGCGGGGCACCUGGGCUACGCCACCGACCGCAACUGGAAAAGCAAAGAGUGGCCGGAUUUCGUGAACAGCUACGCGUCCUGGUGGGCCUCCCACGUCCUGGACUGGCUCAAGUACGGGAAGCGCCUGCUCGUCAUCCACUACGAGGACCUGAAGCAGAGCCUCAUCCCCAAGCUGAAGGAAAUGGUGGAGUUCCUGAACAUGACGGUGACAGAGGACAGACUGCUCUGUGUGGAGAACAACAGGGAAGGGAACUUCAAGCGGUCUGGUGCUAAGCAAAAGGAUUUUGAGCCAUUCACACAGGAAAUGAAAGAUCUUAUCAACAGGUACAUCCUGACAGUGGACGAAGCCCUGAGGGGAAGAAACUUCACAGGGCUGCCCAGAGAGUACCUGCCGAGAUGAUGACCUGGUGGUGCUCAGUGCUGAGCUUACAAACAACAUUAUUUUUCUCAAAAAUACAAAGCUAAAACAACCCCACAAAAAUAGUAAUAAAACAGGAACAGAGCUUGAUAGCCGUUAAAGAUACUUGUGGAGCCUGCUGAGCAGUGCAAAUUCUCCCACUCAAGGGUGUUCUUCAGAGCACUAAGUGCUCCAGAAGGCAAGCAAUGAAGGAUGGAAAUUGGGUUAUAAACCAGGGCGAAAAGCUUUUAGUGUCUACCUGCGUGUGCCCCUCCUGCACCAGCAGCUCAGAACCUCACCGGGAGCACCCCUGCUUCUGCUGCGGGCAUC
Messenger RNA from Pezoporus occidentalis (night parrot), 2446 nucleotides. RefSeq names its product WSC domain containing 1 (gene WSCD1). NCBI's taxonomy places the organism in Eukaryota, Metazoa, Chordata, Aves, Psittaciformes, Psittacidae. Bases 404 to 2119 code for a protein of 571 amino acids. The record is from RefSeq and is a predicted model, not a curated record. Gene Ontology annotation, molecular function: sulfotransferase activity. The transcript is spliced from 9 exons.